This is a messenger RNA of Eriocheir sinensis (Chinese mitten crab), 3259 nucleotides long. RefSeq lists its product as uncharacterized. NCBI's taxonomy places the organism in Eukaryota, Metazoa, Arthropoda, Malacostraca, Decapoda, Varunidae. The record is from RefSeq and is a predicted model, not a curated record. Bases 2402 to 3259 code for a protein of 285 amino acids. The transcript is spliced from 3 exons.
GGAAGAAUGAGAUUAGUGGAAGAAUGAGAAGAGUAGUGGAAGAAUGAGAUGAGUAGUGGGAGAAUGAGAUGAGUAGUGAAAGAAUGAGAUGAGUAGUGGAAGAAUGAGAUGAGAAGUGGAGUAGAGAUGAGGAGGAGACUAAUGAAACCUUUACCCAGACAUGACAUGACAGCGACAUAAUCCAAACCUUUGGAUUACAUUGAGUAGACGUGAGAACAUGGUCAUAAUUAUCACUUGCAUCAGUGGUACUCUUGGGUGAAGCACACCACUGUAAGGCAUUGAUUCUUUUGCUGCAGCAAUGGUUUAUAAGUACAUGUUCCAGCUAUUUUAGUGUUAGGUGACAUUCUCUUGCUCCUCACCUCACAGAGGAGUAAGUAAUUCACUGUAGCUGUGAGACUCAACCAGGCUCCAGGCCCAGGUGCAGCUGCCACAGCUGUGGAAAGUCAGCCAUCAGUAUUUCCCUUCCUCUUCUUGCUGUGGCUCCUCUCCUUUUAUCACUUCACAGGCAAGCCUUCUUUCUUCCUUGUCUUACAAGAUCACUUUUACCUCUCCUUCACUUCCCUUUCCCUAUCAGGCUCAGCUGCUGCUAUCACCCUGGUCACUAUAACUACUGUAGGCAGACACACUUCAGAAGUGGAUCUUCAUGUGCCUGGCAAUGUCUGCCUUUGUCUUAAAGAGCUUUCCACAAACAUCACACUCGAACUCUCUAAGGCCAUAGUGCCUGAAGACGUGUCGAUUGAGUGCCUGCUUCACACUGAACCUCUUCCCACACUUUUCACACUCAUGACUUUUUACACCAGUGUGUGUAAAGGUGUGUGUAUCAAGGUGACUCUUCCGGAUGAACUUUUUCUCACAUUCUUUACAUUCAUAGUUCUUCACACCAUUGUGUGUUAGGGUGUGUUCAUCAAGGUGACUCUUCCGGACGAACUUUUUCCCACAUUCCUUACAUUCAUAGUUCUUCACACCAGUGUGUGUAAGAGUGUGUUCAUCAAGGUGACUCUUCCGGAUGAACUUUUUCUCACAUUCUUUGCAUUCAUAGUUCUUCGCACCAGUGUGUGUAAGGGUGUGUCUAUCAAGGUGACUCUUCUGGAUGAACUUUUUCCCACAUUCCUUACAUUCAUAGUUCUUCACACCAGUGUGUGUAAGGGUGUGUCUAUCAAGGUGACUCUUCCGGCUGAGUUGUUUCCCACAUUCCUUACAUUCAUAGUUCUUCACACCAGUGUGUGUAAGGGUGUGUGUAUCAAGGGUACACUUCUGGAUGAAUUUUUUCCCACAUUCCUUACAUUCAUAGUUCUUUACACCAGUGUGUGUAUGGGUGUGAUAUCUGAGGCCUCCCCUUGAGGGGAAUUCUUUUCCACACUCCAGACACACAAACUUCCUCUCUCCUUUGUUGCUGGAGUUGCCAGCAGCAAGUUGCUUCAUCUGCUGACCACUGACCCUCCUGCCCCCUGCAGCAGUCUGCUCCUGCUUGUCCGGGGUACUCAUGCCUCUUCUUGUUCUGGGGUGUUCUAGGGGGCUGUUAGGCAGUGGACUUUCUUCUUGUUCUGGGGUGUUCUAGGGGGAUGUUAGGCAGUGGACUUUCUUCUUGUUCUGGGGUGUUCUACUGGGCUGUUAGGCAGUGGACUUUCUUCUUGUUCUGGGGUGUUCUAGAGGGCUGUUAGGCAGUGGACUUUCUUCUUGUUCUGGGGUGUUCUAGAGGGCUGUUAGGCAGUGGACUUUCUUCUUCUUCUGGGGUGUUCUAGGGGGCUGUUAGGCAGUGUUGUUGUUAUGGGCCGCGGCCACUAGUCGCUCACAUGAGCCCUGGUGUCGUCCUGUGAGGGCCUCACAGGCUGCCACGUCUUCCUGAGGAAGGCGCAGGUGGGGCGGGUGGCUGCUGUUUCCUGCUGUGAGGGGUGGACGCCUGCCGCCGCCAGGUCCAAGGUGGCCGCCACGUCCAGGGAGGGAGGGAGUUGGUGUCGUGGCUGGGAGUGGAGGCGGGGCAGUGCAGCAGCAGCAGCAGCAGCAGGAGGUGCCCAUUGGUCUCCUUGACGGUCCUGCAGCAGCAGCAGCAGCAGCAGCAGGAGGUGCUCAAUGGUCUCCUCAACAGUCCUGCAGCAGCAGCAGCAGCAGGGGGUGCUCAAUGGUCUCCUUGACGGUCCUGCAGCAGCAGCAGCAGGGGGUGCUCAAUGGUCUCCUUGACAGUCCUGCAGCAGCAGCAGCAGGAGGUGUUCAAUGGUCUCCUUGACGGUCCUGCAGCAGCAGCAGCAGCAGGGGGUGCUCAAUGGUCUCCUUGACGGUCCUGCAGCAGCAGCAGCAGGAGGUGCUCAAUGGUCUCCUUGACGGUCCUGCAGCAGCAGCAGCAGGAGGUGUUCAAUGGUCUCCUUGACGGUCCUGCAGCAGCAGCAGCAGCAGGGGGUGUUCAAUGGUCUCCUUGACGGUCCUGCAGCAGCAGCAGCAGCAGGGGGUGCUCAAUGGUCUCCUCAACGGUCCUGCAGCAGCAGCAGCAGGAGGAGGUGCUCAAUGGUCUCCUCAACGGUCCUGCAGCAGCAGCAGCAGCAGGAGGUGCUCAAUGGUCUCCUCAACGGUCCUGCAGCAGCAGCAGCAGCAGGAGGUGCUCAAUGGUCUCCUCAACGGUCCUGCAGCAGCAGCAGCAGCAGGAGGUGCUCAAUGGUCUCCUCAACGGUCCUGCAGCAGCAGCAGGAGGUGCUCAAUGGUCUCCUCAACGGUCCUGCAGCAGCAGCAGGAGGUGCUCAAUGGUCUCCUCAACGGUCCUGCAGCAGCAGCAGCAGCAGGAGGUGCUCAAUGGCCUCCUCAACGGUCCUGCAGCAGCAGCAGCAGCAGGAGGUGCUCAAUGGUCUCCUCAACGGUCCUGCAGCAGCAGCAGGAGGUGCUCAAUGGUCUCCUCAACGGUCCUGCAGCAGCAGCAGGAGGUGCUCAAUGGUCUCCUCAACGGUCCUGCAGCAGCAGCAGCAGCAGGAGGUGCUCAAUGGUCUCCUCAACGGUCCUGCAGCAGCAGCAGGAGGUGCUCAAUGGCCUCCUCAACGGUCCUGCAGCAGCAGCAGCAGGAGGUGCUCAAUGGUCUCCUCAAUGGUCCUGCAGCAGCAGCAGCAACAGGAGGUGCUCAAUGGUCUCUUCAACGGUCCUGCAGCAGCAGCAGGAGGUGCUCAAUGGUCUCCUCGAUGGUCCUGCAGCAGCAGCAGGGGCAGUGAGGAUCGGGGUGGGGAGUCUCCUUGGUCGGGGACCUGCCAGGCCUGUUCUCUUGCUCUUGCUGUACAGGUGA